AAAAAAAUUAAAAUUAUCGAAACCAAAGAAACAAAAAAAUAUUUCUCCCUUGAUUCCAUCGCUGCUCUGUUAUAUAUAUGUAUAGGAGUAUACAACGGAGAAGAAACAAGAGGAAAAGAAGACGAUAGCAUUAGAGAUGGACUCUCAGUCUCCGAUUUUGGUGGAAGAGAAAUCGAGUGCUAGAAUCUUGACACUAAACAGACCCAAGCAGCUGAAUGUUCUGUCCUUCAAUAUGAUGACUCGGUUACUGCAACUGUUUCUUGCGUAUGAGGAGGACCCUAGUGUGAAACUUGUCAUCCUAAAGGGUCAAGGAAGAGCUUUUUGUGCUGGUGGCGACGUUAAACCUACUGUUCGUAACAUCGUACAAGGAAAUUGGAGACUCUCUGCUGAUAUAUUCGCAGAGGAAUACAUGCUCAACUAUGUUAUGGCCACGUAUAGAAAAGCUCAGGUUUCAAUUUUGAAUGGUAUUGUCAUGGGAGGCGGAGCUGGUCUCUCCGUCCAUGGUCGAUUUCGUAUUGCAACUGAGAACACGGUAUUUGCAAUGCCCGAGACAGCUCUAGGGCUCUUCCCAGAUGUAGGCGCUUCCUACUUCUUGUCAAGGCUCCCUGGAUUUUUUGGAGAGUAUGUUGGCCUCACAGGAGCUAGGUUAGAUGGCGCUGAAAUGCUUGCUUGUGGUCUUGCAACUCAUUUUGUGCCUUCAACGAGUUUGACCCUAUUAGAAGCAGAUCUUUGCGGAGUUGAUUCAAAUGAUCCGAACUUUGUCCCAACAAUUCUGGACGCAUACACUCAGCAUCCACACCUUAAACAAGAUAGUGCUUACCACAGGUUAAAUGUUAUUGAUAGGUGCUUCUCUAGAAGAACUAUCGAAGAAAUUAUAUCUGCACUUGAGAGAGAGGCCACUCAGGAACCAAAUGAUUGGAUCUCAACUACCAUUCGUGCAUUAAAGAAGGCUUCACCAUCAAGUCUUAAAAUCUCUCUUAGAUCGAUAAGAGAAGGAAGAUUGCAAGGGGUGGGACAGUGUCUUAUUCGUGAGUAUAGAAUGGUGUGUAAUUUGAUAAAGGGAGAUAUAAGCAGAGACUUUGAGGAGGGGUGCAGAGCCAUAUUGGUAGACAAAGAUAGGAAACCAAAGUGGGAGCCAAGGCAACUAAAGGACAUGAAGGACAGCAUGGUAGAUCAGUACUUUGAGCGAGUGGAUGAAGAAGGAUGGGAAGAUCUUAAGUUUCCGCCAAGGAAAAAUGUCCAUGUUUCACGAAUCAUAGCAAAGCUGUGAUGAAAUGGAGAAGGGAAUCUAUGAGACAACAUGUCAGACAUUAAACCAACGACAAAAACAGAGCAAAGAGACCAAACCCGAAAUACCAAGAUUUAUAAGUCUUCGACCAGCCAACUCUUUUUUUUUGUUUUUUUUUGUUUGUGUGGCGGCGAAUAAGAUUGGACGUUCUCUAUUUCCUCUCUCCGACGGGAAUAUCUAAGUGUUUCAAUUAUUGUCCUUUCUGUAAUUUCCCUACAUGUAUGUAGGAACUCGAACUUGUAGUUCCAAAUUCCCUAGUUAACUGUUGUUCGUUUGUGCACAUGACUGGUUUGUUUAUAUAUUUGGUUAUGCAUCUA
Molecule: messenger RNA, 1605 nt
Organism: Camelina sativa (false flax)
Lineage: Eukaryota; Viridiplantae; Streptophyta; Magnoliopsida; Brassicales; Brassicaceae
Source: RefSeq, a predicted model, not a curated record